This is a messenger RNA of Fusarium graminearum PH-1, 1128 nucleotides long. RefSeq lists its product as uncharacterized. The transcript has a single exon. The record is from RefSeq and is a predicted model, not a curated record. Bases 1 to 1128 code for a protein of 375 amino acids. Lineage: Eukaryota; Fungi; Ascomycota; Sordariomycetes; Hypocreales; Nectriaceae. Gene Ontology annotation, cellular component: nucleus.
AUGGGCCUCGUCGACUAUUCCGAUUCUGAAGGCUCAGGCUCUGAAGCCGAAGUUCAACUCCCCGUCAAAACCGCACCCAAACAAACCGCAUCAUCCAAGAAACCCUUCCAAAAAGUCGUCGAUCGAUCCAACCCAGGCAAAAUCGUGGUCAGCCUUCCUCAACUUACAGACGACAAGGCGCAGAGCCAAGAACCCACAGAGAAGAAGAUAAAGACUGGCGGCGGUGGUAGAUUUUCUGGUUUCAAUUCCUUCCUCCCAGCGCCUAAAAAGGCAAAUAUACCCAAGCCUGCAGCAUCGAGCAGUGCGUAUACAAGGCCGGCUUUUCAGUUCAAGACAAGCGCCGCGCCAGGAUUCAGCAGAGACUCAGGAGACGACCAGAAGACGUCCAACGAUGACGCUUCAGAAAAUGUCAGGGGGCCGGCACAGAAGGCUGCCGCGCAACCACACAUCCCCGAAGGGCAGAAACCAGCCGACGAAGUUAAGCUGGUGGGCAAACCAUUGAUGUUCAAACCUCUAUCGGUAGCGAGGAACCCGCAGAAGAAAAAGAAGCUCAAUUCGGGGAUGGCGAAACCAAUACUAACACCACACACUGAAUCGAAACAAGCUGAAGCAGCGGCCCCAAAGAAGGUCUCUCUCUUCUCCAUGCACACAGAAGAGCCGUCCGAGCCUACAGAGAAGACAUCCACUGGCGUUUAUGAGCCCAUGUUUGCGACGACAGAAAGUUCAUUGGCCUACGAUAAGGGAGCGUACGGUGACUACGCCAGCCAUGCGCAAGCUGGCCCGUCAGCAACCACCCUACCAGGGUCCGAGUCCUUGGAUACUGUAGUCGAGGACCUCAACCUGACACCAGCUCAACAACGAGAACUAUUUGGUCGUAAUGGUCUUGGUAACCAGGCAGCCAAGAAGGUUAUCAACUUCAACAUGGAUAAAGAAUAUAGGCACAACGAGGAAAUUCGAGCUGCAGGAGAAGAGCAAACCCACAAUCCUGUACGGGCGAUCCAGGGAGGAGGAAAACACAGUCUGCGGCAGUUGGUCCAGAAUGCGCAAAGCCAGCGCGAUGCGCUCGAGGACAGUUUCGCCAAGGGGAAGAGCAACAGAAAAGAGGCAGCAGGCAAAUAUGGAUGGUGA